This is a messenger RNA of Paramecium sonneborni, 721 nucleotides long. NCBI's taxonomy places the organism in Eukaryota, Ciliophora, Oligohymenophorea, Peniculida, Parameciidae. The record is from the annotation of a GenBank genome assembly.
AUGUAAUUUAUAUUAAUAUUGGUUCUCGCAUUCACUACACUUUCCUAAUAGACUGAUUAUGCUUUGUUGAUAAAAAAUUAAAAUACAUAGGCAUGGGAAAGAAUUGGUGAAAUGAAAAUACCUAGGUCUAACUUUUAAAAUGCACAAAUUGUCUUAAAUUAAAAUAAAUAGUAUAUUAUUGAUCGCAAAAAAAUUAAUGAAGUAAUAAUUGAUUGCUGAUUUUAGAAUAAUUAUGCAUUGUUGAAAUUGUAGAAUUAAUAAGAUGAAAAAUCAUAUAUUGCACAUAUUGAUGGAAAAUAAUUAUCUCUUUUUAAUUAGAAAUCCAAUUAUUAAGAAAUAAUUACUUUAGUUUUAUCUAAUAAUGAUUUAUUAUCAUUUGAUUAUUCAUUAAAGCCAAUAAAAAAAAAUGCAGAAACCUAUAUUUAAGUUAACAUCAAAGAAUUAGAAGUAGCUCCAUAAGGAUUAGUGCCAUAAUUUGAAGAAAAGUCUCCUGAGGAAGAAGAAUAAUAAAAACCUUAAGGUAUAUUUGGACUAAUAUUACAAUAUGUAAAUUUGAUUUUAUCUUAAUAAAUAGAAAUGGUAUAUCAUUAUUGGAUUUAUGGUCUUUUUCUUAGCUGGUUAGGCUGAUCCAUAAAAAUUAAAUGAGACUGUAUAAUAAGCUUAAGAAUAAGCAUAAGCUUAAAGAAGAAGAAAUAAAUGAGUAAAUUUAUUCAAAUGUUGU